Molecule: messenger RNA, 632 nt
Organism: Phycomyces blakesleeanus NRRL 1555(-)
Lineage: Eukaryota; Fungi; Mucoromycota; Mucoromycetes; Mucorales; Phycomycetaceae
Exons: 1
Coding region: 8-487 (159 amino acids)
Source: RefSeq, a predicted model, not a curated record
AAAGUUGAUGUCUCGGUCAGCAUCUCGCAUUGGAUCGUCAAUUGCAACAUCAAAACUCGCCAAACGUGCUUCCCAUAUCCCAUCUCCUGCCAGCACUCGCGCAACAAUCAUUCCUCAACGUACAAAGUCUACUCAUCCAGGUCUCCUUCACGACACCACCAACACCUCAUCUUCGUCUUCCUCAUCUUCCUCCUUCACUGCCGCACGCAACUCACGCGCAUCUCAUAUUCCAUCCGCACGUGCCACUGUCUAUCGCCUCACCUCACAGGACCCUGCACGCGCCGGAUCGCGGCUUGGCGUCAGAAGUACGACACCUGGCCCACGAAACAGUUUGUUCGGCAAUCCUCCCCCUCCUCCUCAUUCUUCAUCUGGUGCUUCGUCUAACAGCGGAAUUCCUGCCCGUCCCCAAACUUCCCUCAGCACUGGCAGACCUUCUGGUCUCCAGACACCUUCUCGAGUUAUGAGCAGGAUAGCAAAGAAGACAUAAGCAUAAACUCUCCUUCUCCCACUCUUACUUUUACUCUUACUCUUACUCUUACUCUUAUUAUCACUUCCCUCAAAAACAAACAAGCAAGAAAACACAUAAACACAUAAACACAUAAACAUAUAAACAUAUAAACAUAUAAACACAC